UCUGUCUGCUGUUCCCAGCUGUUCCUGUCCACGUCAAUUCAUUCGAAUUUGUGUUCGUAGCGUGUUGAUAGUGUGGUAACGCUACAAACAAAAAUGUUUAAUUUAUUAAUUUUGUGUGCUUUGUUUAUAAAUGCUUAUUCUUUGGAAACAGUUAAUAAACAGAUAGUGAAUAAAAAUAUCGAACGGUCGAUUGAUUUAUCAUCGCAACUCGUAAAAAUUUCUGCAACACUAACCGUAGAAAAUACCGGCAAGGAAAGUGCAAGUAACAUCUUGAUUUUAUUGGAGCCAAAAACGAAGAGUAAUGUAUCAUACAUAAGUGUUAAGAAUUCCUUAAAAGAAGAAUUAAAAUUAACAGAAGUUGAAGUUCAAGAUCACAAGAGCAAACAGUUUUAUAAAGUUGAGUUAAGUCAGUCUCUUCAAGGGGGCCGUACAAUUGUCUUAACAUUAGAAAUAGUACUGACUAAAUCUCUUAUACCAUACCCUAGCAGCAUUUCCCAAAAGGACAGACAACUUGUUAGAUACUUUGGAAGUCAUUACUUUUACUCACCAUACAACACUUUAAAACAAAAAACCACUGUUAAUUUGGGUUCAAGAAAUAUCGAAAGCUACACAAAGCUCAAACCAGUGAGUCAGUUGGAGUCCACCAUAGUGUAUGGACAAUAUGCAAAUGUACAACCUUUCAGUAUCGAUCCAAUGGUAAUUCAUUAUGAAAACAAUUCUCCAUUUUUAACAGUGACUAGUUUAAAGCGUCUUAUUGAAAUUUCCCAUUGGGGAAGUAUAGCUAUUGAGGAAAAUAUAGAUAUUCUUCAUUCUGGUGCAAAACUUAAGGGGCCAUUUUCACGUUAUGAUUAUCAAAGGGAUGUUGGUAGUUCUCAUCAUAGUGUAAAAUCAUACAAAACAGUUUUACCAGCAGCUGCACAUAGUAUUUACUACAGGGAUAGCAAUGGUAAUAUUUCAACUUCUCAAGUAAGAGUGCGAAAAGAUUGGAUUGAACUAGAACUUCGUCCCAGGUUUCCACUUUUUGGAGGAUGGCGUACUUCUUAUACAUUGGGCUAUAGUGUACCAAGUUACCAGUAUUUGUUUAAAACUGACAAGAAUCAGUAUCUUCUACAUAUGAGAUUAUUAGAUCAUAUAUUUGAUGAUAUGCAAGUUGAUUUGCUAGAAACUAAGAUUGUUUUGCCUGUAGGAGUUUCUAAUGUACAAUUAACUACUCCUUAUGAAGUUGAGAGACUACCAGACUCUUUAACUUACAAGUAUUUGGAUAAGAAGGGGCGUUUAGUUAUUUCACUAAGAAAAACCAACUUGGUGGAGCACCAUAUUCAAGACUUUGAAGUUGUUUAUGAAUGGCCUAGCUCCCUUCUCUUCCAUGAGCCUAUUUCGUUGACUUUUGCUUUGUAUGUUCUUUUCUUAGUCAUAAUAAUUUAUGUUCGUUUAGAUUUUUCACUACAUGAAGCAAAAUCUGAACAUGUUAAGACUCAGUAAUAUUUUUGCUUUUAUUAAGUAGGUCAUUUUGGUGUAUUUCGUUUUCUCCUAAAAUGUAACUGCUAUAGAAUUUCUUAUAAUGAAAAGUACUUUAGUGUUGUAGUAGUGUUCUUAUGUUAAUAAAUACACCAAACUAUCUUCAAA
Messenger RNA from Agrilus planipennis (emerald ash borer), 1626 nucleotides. Its product is annotated as dolichyl-diphosphooligosaccharide--protein glycosyltransferase subunit 1. The record is from RefSeq and is a predicted model, not a curated record. Lineage: Eukaryota; Metazoa; Arthropoda; Insecta; Coleoptera; Buprestidae. Gene Ontology annotation, cellular component: membrane; oligosaccharyltransferase complex. The transcript has a single exon. Bases 94 to 1482 code for a protein of 462 amino acids.